UCAUCUUACUAUAUAUUUUAUAUGUGUGUUUCACAGCUCUUACUGAUUUAUUCUUACAUAACACGAGUAAAACAUGGCAGCAUGGGAGGAGCAACUAUACAUUAUUUACAGAGAAAUGAAACUUAACAUGGUUGACAUUCUUACCAUUUAUAAACCGCGGUCAGAUUGGACGCAGCUACAGAACAUCGCCACUUUACACCACGAGAAGGUUGAGUAUAACUUUUCUUUUACUCAGUUUAAUUUAUUUGUGAUUCAUUUAAAUACUUGUCACUCCACAAAGUCCUGUUAUAACACUAUAUUUGUUAACGCCUUAAUUUAAUAGAUCUAUCUCUAUCUGAGUACUGUGGUAGGACAUAUUAGUCUUAAAUUAGGUAACCCAAUGUGAACCCUAAAAGAAACCUACUUUAUUAGAAGUGCAGACUGCAAGGUCAAUGCACCUUUUAAAUUUGUUUUAAUUGAUAGAAAAGCCUAUUAGUAUCUGUCUUCACAAAAUGGCAGCAUUUUUUUUAUGAAAUUAGGCUAUGCUCUGAAAUUUAUCUCAGAAUAUCAAAGGGUGCUGAAAGUGCAUGUCACACAUAAAACAUAAAUAAAAUACUUGGAAGUUGGAGUUGUAACAUUACAUUUUUGUGAAAUUCUUUAUGUAGAGAGAUUUUGAAUGUUCUCUAUGUUUGCUCAGUGGUCUGAGCUGCAAAAAUCUGUCCUUUAGAUAUGGCCACAUCCAGUGAUUUCCUGUCUGAGGACCAGUUCCAGUGCUCCAUCUGUCUGGACAUUUUCACUGAUCCUGUAUCUAUGCCGUGUGGACACACCUUCUGCAAGGCCUGUCUGACCAGGCACUGGGCAGGCAAGCAGGAAUGCCAGUGUCCACUGUGCAACAACAAGUUCGACAAAGACCUCAAACUGUCUGUCAACACCACAUUCAAGGAGGUUGUGGACAACUUCAAGAAACACCAUCCAACAUCCGACGCUACUUCCUUGUUAAAACCCUGGGAGGUGUCAUGUGACGUUUGCCCGGCAAACAAGAUCAGAGCCUCAAAAACCUGCUUGGUGUGCUUAGCCUCUUUUUGUGAAACACAUUUAGAGCCUCACUUGAGAGUGGCUGCCCUACGAAGACACAAACUCUCAAAUCCUGUUCCCGACCUGGAGGAGAAAAUAUGCAGGGAACACAACCGGAUUUUGGAGUUCUUCUGCUUGAAUGAUCAGAUGCGCCUCUGCGCCUUGUGCACAGAGCAUAGCGAUCAUGGCACAGUCAGCUUGAAUGAGGCAUAUUUAGACCAAAGAUCUCACAUCUGGAGGAGGAAAGAGAGUGUACAGAAAACUGAACAGCAAAAGAAUAAAAGUGUACAUGGUAAAAAGAGGGGCAAAGGGGUACAACGAGAUAAUGUGAAGGCUCAAACAACAGCGCCACAUCAUUUUACUGGAUGUAACUGCAUGUUUCAUAACCAAGGUAUCAUGAGAGGAAAAGCUUUUUAUGACAUUCAAGUCAAUAGGCUAGAUGAAUGUGAUUUAGCAGCAGUUAGAGAGUCAGUUUUAAAGACAAUGACAUUCCCACCAAGCUGGGAUGGAUGCUGCUUUGCAAGGUUUAGAGUUAGGAGGAACACUAAGAGAAUAUUGGUGCUUAUAGAUUAUGACUAUGGGCUUGUACUUUUCCUUGAUCCAGAUAAUGACAUCCUGAUGCACAAACUUACAGGCAGUCAAUUCAAUGAGCAGAUCUUACUGUGCUUUGUUCCCAGGCAAUGUGAGCCUUUUAACUUUGUGCAGAGAGAUUCAGAAAAUUUCUUCUUGGGGCUUGGUGUGUUUGUGAUCUUUUGUCUAAUGUUAUACAUCAGUAUGUGAAGAUAAACCAAAUUCAGACAGGGAUUUAUGGAGACCUGAUGGUGCAGUUUGUCAUAAAAUCAGUAAACUGAUUCAUAAAUCAGAAAUACAAUAUACAUAUUUAAGGUUUGCAUUCAAUUUUUUUCCAUUUAUUGUAUUUCUGUUUAUCUUUGGAUUUCUGUGUAGAUUGAAGAUGUAAUCUAUACACAUAGUUAAAGUAAAAUAGUGUUUUAUGGGGUUUUAUGAAAGUGGUAUGGACUAAGCACUGUAUACACAUGGUUGGUUUAAAAAAAUCUGUCUUUACAGUUUGUGCAUUGUUUAACAAGAUCAAAAAGGUUAUUAAACCAUUAAUAAUUUUUACAUGCAUUAUAAGAUGUUGCUGGGGCUUUAUUUGCAAUGGGCUAGGGUU
Messenger RNA from Poecilia latipinna (sailfin molly), 2221 nucleotides. RefSeq lists its product as uncharacterized. Lineage: Eukaryota; Metazoa; Chordata; Actinopteri; Cyprinodontiformes; Poeciliidae. The coding region runs from base 709 to 1833 and encodes 374 amino acids. Gene Ontology annotation, molecular function: zinc ion binding. The record is from RefSeq and is a predicted model, not a curated record. The transcript has a single exon.